Messenger RNA from Physcomitrium patens, 1349 nucleotides. RefSeq names its product ESCRT-related protein CHMP1B. The record is from RefSeq and is a predicted model, not a curated record. NCBI's taxonomy places the organism in Eukaryota, Viridiplantae, Streptophyta, Bryopsida, Funariales, Funariaceae. Gene Ontology annotation, biological process: vacuolar transport.
CGGUCAUGUCAACUGCAUUCGCAGUGCCAGAGCUCUCACUGAUCUCAUUAGUAUUUUCUCAUUCUUUGCAGAUAUUGAUUCCAGUGUGGCAGGUUUUGUCGUUCGUAGGCGUGUGUGUGUCGAGCUCAGACUGUUUCAAAGCGUGGAAUAGGUUUUCGGCGCAAGGAGGUGGGGCUCUGGCGGAAUCCGGGGUGGAUUUGGAAUUAGGGGUCCGUGUCUGCCGCAUUGGAUUUCGUCUCGCACGCUGUGCUGGCUCUGGGAUUUUGGGUUAGUAAUUAGGUCGUGAAGUGGCGUAAGCAAUCCGUCGGCACCAUGUGGGGGAGAAGUGGGCAGGACAAGCUUAUGGACCAGAUCUUUCAAUUGAAGUUUACGUCGAAGAGCCUAGUGCGGGCGGCUAAGAAAUGUGAGAAGGAUGAGAAGAGCGAGAAAUUGAAAGUGAAGAAAGCGAUAGAGAAGGGCAACAUGGAUGGUGCCCGGAUUUAUGCCCAAAACGCCAUCAGGAAGCACAACGAACAGCUCAAUUAUUUGCGACUCUCUUCCCGGCUCGAUGCCGUUGUUGCCCAACUCGGAACGCAAAGUAAGUUGCAGACCGUGGCCAAAUCCAUGGCCGGGAUUGUGAAGUCACUCGAUAGUGCUCUCGCUGUUGGCAAUAUGGAGAAGAUUUCUCAAACGAUGGACCAGUUUGAGAAAACUUUUAUGAAUAUGGAGGUGCAAUCUGAGUUUAUUGAAACCGCCAUGGCCGGUAGCACGAGCUUGUCGACCCCCGAAGACGAUGUGAACUCUCUUCUACACCAAGUCGCUGACGACUACGGUCUCGAGGUUUCUGUCAAUCUUCCACAGGCAGGUGCGACGGCCAUACCCGUCAAGGAGACCCCAACGGUAAAUGUUGAAGAUGAUUUGAGCCGAAGGUUGGCAGAGCUCAAAAGUAGGGGUUAACAUGCUUCAGUUAUCUCUCUCUCUCUCCAUCUCGCUCUCGCUCUUAGUUAAUACAAAUGCGAGAUGCUCAUUCGAUUACAAAUCGUGAUAUCUUUCCUUUAUUUCCACGCGUUCCAGGUUUGAUUAUGAUUUGAAUAGAAAUUUAGAGUCGUGAAGCUGAUUUCAAUCAAUAGAUUAUGUCGCUGAGAAAGAUGCUCAUUUGCAGGGCCAGUUACAUUCUGGUCCUUCUAAGGUCAAGAGUUUUGGUCGAGCUUGGAUGGUUGCAGAGAUACUGAUCGAGGAAGAGGCUAUUGGGUCCAUGAUUCAGCCCGGACUUUGUAUAAUGUAUCAGCUUAGAUCAAAAGGUUUACUGUAAUAUGCUGAUCCCUAAAAACUAAUUUGAUUAGUUUGGUUUCAAAUUUAUGUUUAUUCUC